Molecule: messenger RNA, 1242 nt
Organism: Gigantopelta aegis
Lineage: Eukaryota; Metazoa; Mollusca; Gastropoda; Neomphalida; Peltospiridae
Exons: 7
Coding region: 271-1242 (323 amino acids)
Source: RefSeq, a predicted model, not a curated record
GUUAAAUAAAACAUUUCCAUUACCAGUCGUGGUACUCUGGUAGAAACCAAAAAUAGUCCAAUGGGCUCCCGAUGGGGAUGCAUCUUAGACCGACCGCGCAUCAGGCUUGGCAUUCGUUAAUAAUUUAUUCUCUUUAUUUCCUGUGUUUCUGUUGUAUAAUGACUCUAGACAAAACGACUGGUCUAUAAUCUUUCAGAUCCGCCGACUGGGCAACCAGUGAUAAAGGGAUAUACAUCUGGUAACCCAGUUCGAGAGGGAGACGUUCUAAGAAUGUCCUGUGAAGUAACUGGUGGAAACCCUCCGGUCUCAACCAUUAUCUUCACGUGUGGUGAGAUACCAACCAAGACGUCACAAAGCACAGUUGGACCUGCUGUAGUUAGAGAUAUACGGUUCACCGUGAAGAGAGCUGAUGAUAAUCAAAUAUGCCGUUGCUCAGCUAUUCACACAACAAACCAGUACAACCUCUUCAAAGAAACUCGUAUUUCUGUCAUUUAUUCUCCAAAUGUCACAGUGUACAGCAAAUAUAACAUACAUUAUAAUUCUGUGAAGAUAAUUUGUGAAGCGAAUGGUCGUCCUCCAGAGUACCACUUUUCCAAAUUCACUCACUUUUGGGGAGGACAGAAGAUCAGAGAGAUAGCUGGGAGGUUAGAGUCGCCAAACAGACAUGUCCACAUCAUCCAGCCAUACAGCUAUAAAGAUUCAGGAACUUACGAGUGCACUGUGUCAAACAACGUCACAGGUCUAAACAAUGUGACAGAGCAAACAGGAAACAAAACAAUUAACAUGCAUGUUCGACUUGUACUGAUGGAUACUUCAAAACAAAAUGAGACGAUCGCGGUUACCAUUGGACAAAAUCUAACUUUAAGUAAGACGAUAUUCUCCAAGAAUAACAUCAGUUCAUACAACUGGAUAAACCCGCAUGGAGCUACCACAAAACAUAACAGCGAGGUCAACUCUGUCGACGUGACCUUAAAUAUCUACAAAACUAGGGUCAGGGACACUGGAUACAGAUUCUCACUGCUGAUUGGUCGGAUCGAAGAGGAUGACCAUGGGUUACAUGUUCUCACCGUUUGUAAUGCAUUUGGAUGUGGGGAAUUUUACACAAAUGUAGUGACCGCAGAACCAAGCAAAGAAAACACAACCGUGCUCCCUGAACCAAGGAAAGAAAACACAACCAUGCUCCCUGAACCAAGCAGAGAAAACACAACAUUGCUUCCAGGUUUAAAGUUAAUCUGCUCAUGA